UCCUCCCUCUGCCUCAGCAAAAGAAUCUGUAUAACAGGUUCAUGUUCAAUUGCUUGGCUCUUCAGUACUUAUUCUGAAGACUUUAUAAGAUUUUAAAAAUUUGACCUCUGAACACAGUGGGCUUUGUGGUUGGAGUGCAUUUAUAUUUACUGAAGGGUGCACAUUUUAAAAUCUUGGAAUAAGAUUUUUGUUUGUACAAAGACCCUGAUUCUGAAGUGUGCUUAGAAAUUGCACAGAUCUUCCCUGCUCUGGCUUUUUACUUUUCCAGGGCAUUCUACUUAGAGCCUGUAGACUAAUCACCUCCUUACUCCCCCUAUCUUUAUACCCCACCCCCUCAAGGAAUUUAAAAACGUGUUAGGAAUAGUCCUUUGUUUUACUUAUGAACCUAGAAAAUUACAGAUUAUAAAAUCGGGAUAAUAAAGUAGUUUCCAAAAGCAUCUCAUGGGAAAUCAAAGUGCUUGGCAUUCUCAAGCAGGAGAAUACAAGCUGGAAUCCCUCAGAGAGAAAGAAAAAUAAAAAUAGAAAUACAGUUUUUAACUGGGGAAAAUAAUUGGAAAGCUAACCUUUUCAAAUAGUUUUCUCAUUUGAAAGUUGAAAAGGUUGUGAAGUUCAGGAUUAUCCUGUAUAUGAGAAGACAUACAAAUUACUACCUAUUUUACAGGCAAAUUUGGUAGAACAUUUAAAAGUUAUAGUAUAUUUUAAGUUCAUGAACAAAAUUCUAAAUUUAACGGGCCUAGAACUUUGGCCACGUCGAAAUACAGUUCAGUGUACAAGCUUUUAUGAAUACAUGUUGUAGCAUCUUUGGAUAUUUCUCCAGGUGAGACCUGAAAUGUUCUCUCUCCUUCCCUGUUUAAAAUAAAAAUUCUCUGUGAUCUUUAGCCUUUUACCACUGACAAAUUAUGCUGCUUAAAAAGGGCCGUGUCUUCAUUUUUUACGCUGGAGUUUUUUACGCUCACCUUUAAUGCAUGGCCUUCGUUGUUCACUUUGCCUUGUUUUUUUCAUUAACGUUGGGUUUAGUGGCUCUACAACUUUGAUGCAUAUGGAAGACCAGCAGCAAGAGAUCUGACAUUAAAAAAAAAAAAAAUUCAGGAUGUGACAUUCAAUCUCAAGCAAAGUUGGAAAUUCCACAGAGAAGUGGUGAUAUCUUACUAAUAAUAGUGAAGAUGGGAGAAAAUGACAUACCUGCAGCAGAAGUGGGCUGAAAACACCCUAUUCGCGCCAGAUCAGAAAUGCCACCUGUUCUUGGGAAUAUACUUUAGAAAAAGGAAGGGCCAAAACUAUGACUUGGGUUUCUGAAACCAAAGCAUAAAUUCUCUCGUCCUUCAAUUGUCUGGAUCUGAGAACCUGCGUUUGGAAUUAGCUAGUGGAAGCAGUAUGUAUGGCCGAAGUGCAUUGCUGCAGCUGGUAGCAUGAGUGGUGGCCACCAGCUGCAGCUGGCUGCCCUCUGGCCCUGGCUGCUGAUGGCUACCCUGCAGGCAGGCUUCGGACACACAGGACUGGUACUGGCAGCAGCGGUGGAGUCUGAAAGAUCAGCAGAGCAGAAAGCUAUUAUCAGAGUGAUCCCCUUGAAAAUGGACCCCACAGGAAAACUGAAUCUCACCUUGGAAGGUGUGUUUGCUGGUGUUGCUGAAAUAACUCCAGCAGAAGGAAAAUUAAUGCAGUCCCACCCCCUGUACCUGUGCAACGCCAGUGAUGAUGACAAUCUGGAGCCUGGAUUCAUCAGCAUCGUCAAGCUGGAGAGUCCCCAACGGGCCCCCCGCCCCUGCCUGUCACUGGCCAGCAAGGCCCGAAUGGCGGGUGAGCGAGGAGCCAGCGCAGUCCUCUUUGACAUCACCGAGGACCGAGCUGCUGCGGAGCAGCUGCAGCAGCCACUGGGGCUGACUUGGCCAGUGGUGUUGAUCUGGGGUAACGAUGCUGAGAAGCUGAUGGAGUUUGUGUACAAGAACCGAAAGGCCCAUGUGAGGAUUGAGCUGAAGGAGCCCCCGACCUGGCCAGAUUAUGAUGUGUGGAUCCUCCUGACGGUGGUGGGCACCAUCUUUGUGGUCAUCCUGGCUUCAGUGCUGCGUAUCCGGUGCCGCCCACGCCACAGCAGGCCGGAUUCCCUUCAGCAGCGAACAGCCUGGGCCAUCAGCCAGCUGGCCACCAGGAGGUACCAGGCCAGCUGUAGGAGGGCCCGGGCUGAGUGGCCAGACUCAGAGAGCAGCUGCAGCUCAGCCCCUGUGUGUGCCAUCUGCCUGGAGGAGUUCUCUGAGGGCCAGGAGCUACGAGUCAUUACCUGCCUCCACGAAUUCCACCGGGCCUGUGUGGACCCCUGGCUCUAUCAGCAUCGGACUUGUCCCCUCUGCAUGUUCAACAUCGUAGGGGGAGAUUCAUUUUCCCAGUCCCUGGCACCUUCUCGGUCUUACCAGGAACCAGGCCGGAGACUCCACCUUAUUCGUCAGCAUCCUGGUCAUGCCCACUACCACCUCCCUGCUUCCUACCUGCUGGGCCCUUCCCGGACGGCGGCGGCUCGGCCCUCACGACCUAGUCCCUUCCAACCCGCCCAGGAGCCAGGCGUGGGUCCCCGGCACCACCGCCUCCCCAGAGCUCCGCAUCCCCUGGCUCCAGGCGAGCAGCAGCAUCGGACAGUGGCCCAGCACCCCUUUGCGCAGAGCUGGGGUCUGAGCCGCCUGCAGUGUACUGCACAGCACACUGCCGCUUGCCCAGCACCCCCACGCCGGGCCAGGCCGCAUGACAGCAGUGGGUCUGCAGAAAGCUACUGCACAGAACGCAGUGGCUACCUGGCAGAUGGGCCGGCCAGUGACUCCAGUUCGGGGCCCUGUCAUGGCUCUUCAAGUGACUCAAUGGUCAACUGCACAGACAUCAGCCUGCAAGGCAUCCAUGGCAGCAGUUCUACCUUCCGCAGCUCUCUCAGCAGUGACUUUGACCCCUUGGUAUACUGCAGCCCUGAAGGGGAGCCCCAGGGGGAGGAGACGCAGCCCAGUGUGACCUCGCGACCCCGUUCUUUGGACUCGGUGGUGCCCAGAGGGGAAGCCCAGGUUUCCAGCCAUGUCCACUAUCAUCGCCAUCGGCACCACCACUACAAAAAGCGCUUCCAGUGGCACGGCCGGAAGCCUGGUGCUGAAACUGGGGUCUUCCAGUCCCAGCCUGCUGUUCCUCGGACACAGCCCCAGCCAGAGCCGUCCUCUCCUGAUCAGCAAGCUGCCAGAGCCAACGUAGCAGCCCCUACUGGGCAGCUCCCACAACAGCUCGGGGCCCUCACAGAGCCAGCCCCAGACCUAAAUGAUGCUUCCAGCCCCAGUCCCAGUCCCAGCAGUCUCUUCCACUUGCAGAAAUCUGGCUUCCCUGUCCGACACCCACAGAGGAAACGGCGGGGGGGUCCCUCAGAACCUACCCCAGCCUCUCGGCCCCAGGACUUGACUGCACACCUAACUUGCCAGAUUUCCCCCCAUUAUGACCCCAGCCUGGCAUACCCUUGGUCCCCAGAGGCCCACCCAUUGAUCUUCGGACCUCCGGGCCUAGAAAGGAGGAUGCUACCAGAAACCCCAGGCGCCUGUUACCCAAGUUCACAGCCAGUGUGGUUGUGUCUGACUCCACGCCAGCCCCUGGGACCACACCCACCUGGGGAAGGGCCUUCCAGAUGGAAUUCUGGCACCCCAGAGGUCAGGCCGUGCCCUUACCCACACUGCCAGGUGCUGCCAGCCCAGCCUGGCUCGGAGGAGGAGCUUGAGGAGCUGUGUGAACAGGCCGUGUGAGAUGUUCAGGGAUAAUUACCUCCAACCAAGAGUGUGCUCUGGAUGACUCAGGGCCUACCCGGCACAGACGCCUGCUCCCGAGAGAAGAAAGGAUCUCAGAAAACACCCCUCUUUUCGCCGUCCUUUCUGGAACCGCUGGAAGAGGAGCGGUGAUGGAGGGUGGCAGGAGGUCUUGUUUCCUGCUCCCAGCUCCAGAGCUUGUCUGCAGCACACAGGUGCGGUGCAGCACGCCUGUGUCCGGCAGGGAACCAGCUGCUGCCUGUGUGGGCUGGUUUCCCGGAAGGCUGUGUUUUGAGAGCGGGAAGCUAGGUAUGGGUAGAUAGGUGUUAUAAAGGUGCUGCUCCUUCCCCCAGCCCCAGCAGGUCUCCCUGGUCCCAAGCCUCAUGUUCAUACCAGCCGAUGUGUCCAGCUGAUUUCAUGACCCCUCCUCGCCUCCUUUCCUGGCUGAGUCCUGCACACCAGUUUGGCUCCCGCUUGGCAAGGCUGCUGCAUCAGCACCAACGCUGGCUCUUAUCAUUUUCCUUCUUUGCAAAAGGAUCAAGAGCUGUGGUGACCUCUGAACCCUAAAAGCAGGGCAGGGUGGGAGGACACUGCAGGACCCGCCCCAGUACAUGAGGGAAUGUGUUUUUCCCUUCUUGUCCUUAAUUUUCAGAUACACGAUAUUAAGUCAGAGGGGAGGCUCUGGGAAGCCAGAGUGUGGGGUUCUCUCCCUGAGGUGGAGCUUCUGGCCUUCAAGCUUCCUUGUCACUCCAGCAGCCCCAAUUUCUCCAGGAGGUGGGGCUGGUGGUAGUGGAGGGAAUAACUUCCUUGGAGAUCUCCCACGUCAAAGUCCCAAAGUGGGCGGAAAGAAGAGGGUUUCUGUUGGACUUCAUAGAGGGAAGAUGGAAUAAACGUAGAAAAGGCAGAAAGACAGGUGAACAAGGACAAGGAAUUCUUGUCUGGGAGUCUUCUCUCCGAGUAGGGAUAGGGAACAGGGGAGAACAGAGGACCAGCAGAGUGGGACCCUUGGGUUUAGAUGUUCCCAGAGGCUCACUUCCCAGUAUAAGCCAUACAGGCCAGGGACACAGGUGUGAGUGCGAGAGUAGAUUUGGAGCAGGAAGUCUGGUCUGAGUAGCUGGUACCGAUUGGGCAAGGGCCGAGGGGCCUCCUUGGGGUGACAUUCACCCCAGGGCAGCCUGACCAUUGCUGGCCCCUCAGGCGUGAUCCCAUUUGGAAUGUGAAUGUGGGAGCACAGCGGGCACAGGACCCCCCCUGGGAAUGUUCUUCCCGCAGAGUCAGUGGGGACUGGUACCGAGGCACCCACAUGGUUAUUUAUAUCUGAACCAGACAGAAAGACGCUUGAAUCAGGCACUAUGUUGAGAAAUGUAUUUAUUUGCUAAUAUAUUUAUCCAUAAAUGCAGUCUGGUCUCCUGGUUUUUGUCCUGUUAUGACUGUCACCCAGGGUAACACCCGUGUCUUCCACAUCGACAGAAAUAAAUUGUGAUUUCAGA
This is a messenger RNA of Myotis davidii, 5245 nucleotides long. It is a transcript of the gene RNF43, whose product is annotated as ring finger protein 43. The transcript is spliced from 9 exons. Gene Ontology annotation, biological process: Wnt receptor catabolic process; ubiquitin-dependent protein catabolic process. The record is from RefSeq and is a predicted model, not a curated record. Gene Ontology annotation, molecular function: ubiquitin protein ligase activity; frizzled binding. Lineage: Eukaryota; Metazoa; Chordata; Mammalia; Chiroptera; Vespertilionidae. The coding region runs from base 1410 to 3755 and encodes 781 amino acids.